AAGCAAUUUAAUCCCCUCCAGAAGUCCAUAUUCCCUUCUUAAUCUGAUAAAUUUCGGACUUAAUUCUCUAGUAUCUCUCAAACAUAUAUUCUUAACAAUAACUCGCCUGAGCUUUGCUUCUUUAAAACUCUUAAUUGCAAGCUAACUUAGUGUGAAAAAUUGGACUUUGACUUAUAGGAAAUUAGAAAAAGCUAGAACUAAAGAUGGAUUUUGUCUUCCACAACAGUUAUGUUCAUCCAAGCUGAUUUAGAGCAUGGAUACCUAUCAGCCUCACCCUCAAUGCUGGACAAGGUUAACAGAGUAAUAUUCUGAGACUUGCGUAUUUUAAGAAGGAUAAUUGAGAGUGAAUAAAGAACUAGAAGGAGUCAGGAAGAUCAGAGAGAGGAUCUACAAAUUAUUCUCAGCACCUUACGUGGGACACAUCAAACUACACCAACAUAUGGCUUAAUAAAUCUUGCAUAUACAAUUUAUUAUCCAUUUAAAUUAAUUU
This is a messenger RNA of Moneuplotes crassus, 490 nucleotides long. NCBI's taxonomy places the organism in Eukaryota, Ciliophora, Spirotrichea, Euplotida, Euplotidae. The record is from the annotation of a GenBank genome assembly.